AUGAAGCGGCAGAACGUGCGCACGUUGGCGCUCAUCGUGUGCACCUUCACCUACCUGCUGGUGGGCGCCGCCGUCUUCGACGCGCUCGAGUCGGAGCCCGAGAUGAUCGAGCGGCAGCGGCUGGAGCUGCGGCAGCAGGAGCUGCGGGCGCGCUACAACCUCAGCCAGGGCGGCUACGAGGAGCUGGAGCGCGUCGUGCUGCGCCUCAAGCCGCACAAGGCCGGCGUGCAGUGGCGCUUCGCCGGCUCCUUCUACUUCGCCAUCACCGUCAUCACCACCAUCGGCUAUGGCCACGCGGCGCCCAGCACGGACGGCGGCAAGGUGUUCUGCAUGUUCUACGCGCUGCUGGGCAUCCCGCUCACGCUGGUCAUGUUCCAGAGCCUGGGCGAGCGCAUCAACACGUUCGUGAAGUUCCUGCUGCACCGCGCCAAGCGGGGCCUGGGCAUGCGGCGCGCCGACGUGUCCAUGGCCAACAUGGUGCUCAUCGGCUUCUUCUCCUGCAUCAGCACGCUGUGCAUCGGCGCGGCCGCCUUCUCCUACUACGAGCACUGGACCUUCUUCCAGGCCUACUACUACUGCUUCAUCACGCUCACCACCAUCGGCUUCGGCGACUACGUGGCGCUGCAGAAGGACCAGGCGCUGCAGACGCAGCCGCAGUACGUGGCCUUCAGCUUCGUCUACAUCCUCACGGGCCUCACGGUCAUCGGCGCCUUCCUCAACCUCGUGGUGCUGCGCUUCAUGACCAUGAACGCCGAGGACGAGAAGCGCGACGCCGAGCACCGCGCGCUGCUCACGCGCAACGGCCUGGCGGGCGGGAGCCUGGGCGGCGGCGGCGUGGGCGGCGGCGGCGGGGGCGCGGGCGGCAGCGUGCACACCACCGACACCGCCUCCUCCUCGGCCGUGGCGGCCGGGGCGGGGGCCGGAGGGGGCGGCGGCGGCGGCUUCCGCAACGUGUACGCCGAGGUGCUGCACUUCCAGUCCAUGUGCUCCUGCCUCUGGUACAAGAGCCGCGAGAAGCUGCAGUACUCCAUCCCCAUGAUCAUCCCGCGGGACCUCUCCACGUCCGACACGUGCGUGGAGCAGAGCCACUCGUCGCCGGGAGGGGGCGGCCGCUACAGCGACACGCCCUCGCACCGCUGCCUGUGCAGCGGGGCCCAGCGCUCCGCCAUCAGCUCCGUGUCCACCGGCCUGCACAGCCUGUCCACCUUCCGGGGCCUCAUGAAGCGCAGGAGCUCCGUGUGA
This is a messenger RNA of Pipistrellus nathusii (Nathusius's pipistrelle), 1242 nucleotides long. Lineage: Eukaryota; Metazoa; Chordata; Mammalia; Chiroptera; Vespertilionidae. The record is from the annotation of a GenBank genome assembly.